Lichtheimia ornata is the source of this 201-nucleotide messenger RNA. RefSeq lists its product as uncharacterized. Gene Ontology annotation, biological process: proton motive force-driven mitochondrial ATP synthesis. Gene Ontology annotation, molecular function: proton-transporting ATP synthase activity, rotational mechanism. The record is from RefSeq and is a predicted model, not a curated record. Bases 1 to 201 code for a protein of 66 amino acids. Lineage: Eukaryota; Fungi; Mucoromycota; Mucoromycetes; Mucorales; Lichtheimiaceae. Gene Ontology annotation, cellular component: mitochondrial inner membrane. The transcript has 3 exons.
AUGUCUGCUUGGAAGUCUGCCGGUCUCACCUACCUUCAAUACGCCAACAUUUGCGCUCGUGCUCUUCGCAAUUCGCUCAAGAACGACCUCCGCGUUGCUGCUCAAGCCCGUAACCAAAACAACUUGAAGUUUGCCAAGUGGGAAAGUGGUGUUCAAUCCGAGCAGAAAUUCGUUGCUCCUCAAAAGAACGCUCAACAGUAA